This is a messenger RNA of Maniola jurtina (meadow brown), 6042 nucleotides long. It is a transcript of the gene Rim, whose product is annotated as regulating synaptic membrane exocytosis protein 2. The transcript has 23 exons. Lineage: Eukaryota; Metazoa; Arthropoda; Insecta; Lepidoptera; Nymphalidae. Gene Ontology annotation, molecular function: transmembrane transporter binding; small GTPase binding. Bases 429 to 5741 code for a protein of 1770 amino acids. The record is from RefSeq and is a predicted model, not a curated record. Gene Ontology annotation, biological process: regulation of synaptic plasticity; calcium ion-regulated exocytosis of neurotransmitter; positive regulation of synaptic transmission. Gene Ontology annotation, cellular component: presynaptic membrane; cytoskeleton of presynaptic active zone.
UACCUAUCAAAUUUCAUGAUUCUAAGUCAAAGGGAAGUUCUUGAUAGACACAACGGACAGACGGACACAUAGCCAGACAGUGUAUAUCUACUAAGGGUUCCUUUUUUCCUUUUGAGGUACGGAACCCUUAAAAUGGAGAGAGAGCGUCAAACUGUGGAAUACAAAUUCCUUGAUAUCGAUACAGUAACGGAAAUUUUCAGACAUGAAGUAAAGGGACCUAGACAGACAAAACGCCUUUAAACAAGGGCUGUAGAAACUUCGGGUUCAUAUAACGGUAUCAAUCAGUGAAUGGAUUGUUGAACGAAGGAGUUCAGCGUAAAAUGAUUUGCAGGGACAUGCCAUCAGAGCUAUAAGCACGACCUCCUUAGUGCAGGCGUAAACAAGACGAAGUAGCGGUGCUCGAGCAGACUAUUCGUACCAGAAACGAAAUGCACCGAGCAGCCGGAGUAGAGCUAGCUGCCACCUGCCACAUCUGUCUGAAGACCAAAUUCGCGGACGGCGUGGGCCAUUCUUGCCACUACUGCAGGGUCAGGUGCUGCGCGAGGUGUGGUGGGAAGGUCUCUUUACGCUCCAAUAAGGUUAUAUGGGUUUGCAUACUCUGUCGCAAAAAACAAGAACUGUUAUCAAAAACCGGUCAAUGGAUACACAAAAGCGCCGGUCAAGAUUCAAUGCUGUGGCGAAUGGAGUCCGAUUUGAGAGGCUUACCUCCUCAGGGGGACACUUCGUUAGAUAAAAGGCCGAAAUUAGAGAGGGCACACAGCGCCGCAGAAAAGGAGAAUCUACCUUUGCAAAGAUCGGGGAGUGCCCUGCGGCGGCAGUACAGUCAGCAGGAGGCACGGUGUUAUGGAGAGUUGGAAGGGCUGGCCCGAACUCAUCCUCACCUCGUGCAUCCGAGACAGAAGGCGGCGUACGGCGUGGAGGACACGGGCAUGCCCGCGGCCGGCGCGCACGCGCAGCUGCUGCUGCCGCACGCGCCGGGCGCGCACCCGCCGCUGCCGCCGCGCUCCUCCUCGUCCGACGACGAGGUGCCCGAGUGCGUCUCCGACGAGAACGACGAGUACCGCGACCGUGGACAACUCGAAGCGUGUUCAUCUCUUCGGCACUCGCACCUGCGCAGCACCAGCGUGGCUGCCAACAAUUAUUACAAUUUGACUAAUCACUCACCGGCGUCAUACAUGCCGGAGGCGCGCGGAGCGUUCGACGCGGGCGCGGCGCCCGCCGGCGGCCGCAGCUUCGACUCGGCCACGGACUGCCGCUGGCGCGCCCGCGACGAUGGCGAGGGCUCGUACUUGCGCCCCUACGUGCCGGACGGAGGGCCGCGAGUCGACCGUGCCGUAUAUAAGAGUGCCUAUUUGUGGGAAGACUCAUCCGAUAACAGACGGUUCACCGAAAGGAGAAAAAAAACUGUUCGCUUCGAUGGCCACGAAGGUGCUGCGACAUUCCCUCGAGGUGGUCGCGACGCCUCGGGCGCCCCGCACGACUGGGCCUCCUUGCGCUGGGAGGCCGAGCGCCAGACCAGCCAAGACUCCGCCACCAAAGACUCAGGCAUCGAUACCUCUAGCACUUUUACUUCCAGUGAAGACUCGAACAGGGGCGAUUGCCCUAAGUUUCCACUGAACUGGCAAGUUUCAACCGAUGGUACGCGUAUGGUUGGGCACAUGGUUCUACGCAAGACUGUGGUAGAGGGCAGUUCACAUUCCUCGGCCGCGAUUCUCGGCCUGAAAGUGGUCGGUGGGAAAAUGCUACCGGACGGAACGCGCGGUGCUAUCGUCGAGAAAGUCAAGAAAGGUUCUAUCGCAGACUUAGAGGGACAACUUAGAAUAGGAGACGAAGUGUUACAAUGGAAUGGCAUGCCGCUGCAAGGGCGCAGUGCGGAGGAGGUGGCGGCGGUAGUCGCCAACAGCAAGCACGACUCGCACGUCGAGCUCGUGGUGUCCCGCCCGCUGGCGCCUACCCGCCCGCCCGCGCAGUCAUGGAGAACUCAUAAAGAGGUGUACACCGAAACAAUGGGUGGGUGCGAGAAACCAAGCGUAUUAGUGACGUCACCGGGCUCGCCAGACAUGCACGCGCGUCGCCGCUCUGCGCGUCACAACCACCACGUCGGCGUAGCUGGCCGUAUACAGCUAAAAGUUUACUUCGACAUCACGGCUCUUCAGCUGCUAGUGACCGUGGUUUCAGCGACUGGCCUGAGUCCGAGAACCGAUGGCUCUCCUCGAUGUCCGUACGCUAAAAUCUUCCUGCUACCGGACAAAAGCGAGAAAAGCAAACGCCGGACCAAAACACUCGCCAAUACACUGGAACCAAGGUGGAACCAAACAUUUGUGUAUUGUGGCAUACGAAUUACUGACCUCAAGAAACGAACUCUGGAGGUCACUGUGUGGGAUUUAAAUCGCUACGGUCCCAAUGAUUUCCUGGGCGAAGUCUUACUCGACCUGGACACCGUUAUGAUGAAUCAUGAACCUAACUGGUACAUACUGAAACCACACGAGGAAAUACCUGGAUAUAGCCGAUACCGGGACGACGACGUCGAUGGCGAACAUCUGUCACCACCUUCCACAUCGACAUCACGUCUCUCUGACUCGGACACCCCGAGCGAGUGUGACCUGCGCCGCCACCACUCGCUCUCCAGCCUGGCCUCUAGUUCCAGCCCACCGCCUCCGCAUGAGAUCGAAGGAACACGCUGCAGCAGACGAGAUAUGUCGCCAGCUGGUCGAGUCAGAACUGGCAUGUCUAGAGAACGGAGUGGCUACGUAGCGCGGUCGCAGUCGGCGGCCGGCGGUCGCAGCGCGUCUCCGCGACGCUCGCUGUCGCCGCCGGGCUCCGCGCCGCGCUACACAGUGUGCGAAGAUCGAGGCGACGCAUCGCGACUGCCGACGCACGCGUACGCGCCGCGCUUUCAGUCGCGAUCCGCCACCGCCACGCCCACCACUAGUCCGAAGAAGCGACAGCUACCCCAGAUACCGCACCAGCAGAGUGGGCAGCGGGCGAUGCGCGCGCAGGUGUCAGCGGAUCUUGAAGAACGUAAGUGGAUCGCCCCGCACCACAUUGGCGCCACACUCACCUACCGCAGCACGCCACAAGGGUGGGAGAGACACUAUGCGGGUUUGUCGGACUCAGAAUUGGCAGCGCGCGGCGGAGGCUGGGCGCCGCGACGCCGCCUCUCGCCGGACGCGGCGGCCGCGGACUCUGACCUCGAGUCCGUCGCUUCCGUCACCUCUAGUGCUUUCAGUACGCAGUCCGAACGGCCACGUCCCACGAGGAUGCUAAGCCGGAUGCAAACGCUUCCCGUUUACAGCACUUCUUCCUUUUGCGAAAGCUUUGCUCCUGCCCUUGAAUGUUAUUACAGUAAGGCGGCGGUUGGGGAGAUUUUCAGUAAAACCCGCAAAUCACUGUGCACCAAUAUUAUGUCUCCAACGUUUUCGACACAUCUCGCACGCCCCGCCCGCCGCCUGCGACGCAUACUCUCUCGCAGUCAUUCUGCUGGUGCCUAUCCAAAAGUCUCCAAACCCUCACUUGUUUAUGAAGGAAGUAGCAGCUAUUCUGAAUGUUCCGAUCGAAACUAUGAUUCCUAUUCAGGAUCUCACAUUUUUAAAAGUAUAACGCCUAGUCACUUAAAAAACAUCGAAAGCUAUAUCAGUGUUCCUAAAGAAAAACCUUCAAAAAUGCGUCAAAAGCAUCAAACAAAAAGGAAAUUAAGAACACAGUCUAGUCACCAUUACGAAUUGUGUAAUGAUGUUAAUUGUAACUAUUACGAUGAAAUUCAAAAUUCAAGAAUCACCCAUCAAAGGCAUUUAUCAAAUACAGGAUAUCAUAAAAAAACUAAAGCUUUGCCAGAAACUUACAUUUGCGACGAAGUUAUCGAUACAGGUACCACUAAUGCUUACAGUAAGCUAUCAGAAAUAAAGAAAAUAGAAGACACUAACCACCAUUUCUAUGGUUAUGCUAGUGAUGAUAGUAUAGCAGAAACAACAAUACAUGUUAGUCUUGAUAGACAAUAUAGUUUUGAUAUUGAUAGAUAUUUAGACGAAACGCAAGCUGAGAAUUCCAAAGAUGGUUAUAAUAGCUUUGAAAAUUAUUGUUUAAGUAACAAUAUACAUAACAAAAAAAUCUUGUCUUUAGAUUUAAAAUCAAACUUUGAUAACGUUGAAAUAUUAUGUGACAGCUUCGAUGGUGAGGAAAAAUUUAUGAAAACUGAAUUUAACGAGAAAUCUAAGAGGUAUUACGAAUUUUUAUCACCUAAUCGUUUAAUACCAUCAACGCCAGAAGAGAGUGACGCUAUGUUUAAGAAAAUGCACAUUUCCAAAAAAAGCAAAAAAUCUUUAAAGCAAACAGAUUUUAAUCAAGAUCAAGAACUAGGGAUAUGGCAAAAGCAGGCUGUAAAUAAAGUUCCUGUAAUUCCAACAUGUAAUGGAUAUCACUCCCAAAAUUCCUUUUCUCACCAAACUAAUUUAGAUAGAUCAUUUAAACACCCAUUAUCACCUUACAUAAACAACGCUUACUCUCAAACACUUUCAUACGCUGCGACCAAUCACGUAGAUAGAGAGUAUAGUAAAAUGGCUAAUUCUUUGUCUGUCGGUCUUUCUCCCACGAACCUCGGCUCGCCCCGUGGUGUGCUCACAUCCGUCGCCCCGCACUUGCCAUCCGAUGACACACAUCAUAACACCACCGAAGCGACGACGUAUCUCCCUGCCGCUGCUGACUUCACUCGUGCUGACGAACCGAAAACAUCCAACAUACCAAACGAGGAGCGUCAUAAUUCACCAAUUGCCAAAACCAAUGAAACACGGAUCAAACCCGUCAAUUCGCCUGAAUUGGAAUGCAGCAAUGACUACGGAGGGCGUGAGAACGACCGAAAUCACAGCCAACAGCAGCCGCUCGAAAGGCGAGAAUCUCGACGUGGACAAUUCACUCGUAGUCUCAGCAACGCUGACGCUCCUCCUGAUGAAAAAGCAGACGGCAGUCUCAGCGAUACUGCGCUUGGUGGAGCCAAUGAAAUAGAGCCUGUAAGCGACGAUGCCCUCCUAAAAGCCGAACCAAGAGACUACUUCGGUCCUGGGAUGGGAAAGAAGAGCAACUCUACGUCACAACUCUCGGCCACAGGGAGAAAAAGACGGUUAGGUUUUGGUAAACGUGGAAAAAACUCGUUCACGGUUCAACGCAGUGAGGAAGUGGUGCCCGGGGAAAUGAGAGGCACUGGCGUCACACGGGCCUCUUCCGCCUCGAGCGAAAACGACGAUGAAAGGUGGUCUCCUGGAAUGCGAGGAUCAGGGUCUUCCGAUGGAGGUGGCUUAUCAGACUUCAUUGAUGGGCUGGGCCCAGGACAGCUUGUCGGUAGACAGCUCCUUGGUGCACCCACUUUGGGCGAUGUUCAACUCUCCAUGUGCUAUCAGAAAGGAUUUCUUGAGGUGGAGGUGAUUCGAGCGCGAGGCUUGCAAGCCAGGCAAGGCAGCCGCACGCUGCCGGCGCCCUACGUCAAAGUGUACUUAGUGAGCGGCAAACGCUGCAUCGCCAAAGCGAAGACGAGCACCGCGAGAAGAACGCUCGAUCCACUGUACCAACAAACACUUACCUUUAGGGAAAACUUUAAGGGAUGUGUUCUACAAGUAACAGUGUGGGGAGAUUACGGUCGUAUUGAGGGCAAAAAAGUGUUCAUGGGUGUGGCGCAAAUCAUGCUGGACGACCUCAACCUCUCCAACAUUGUCAUCGGAUGGUACAAGCUCUUCGGAACCACGUCACUGUAACCAAGGUGCAGCAGUGGCUAGUGUGUUCGACGAAGCUAUAUCAAACACAAUAAAAAUUAACUUUGUCCAAACAAUACAUUUAGUGAUACUGCUUUAAUAUCAUAAUAAACUGCAAAAAUAUCUCGAACAUAGGAAAAUUUUUCUAUAAAACGAAAGUUAUAUGUAAAUGAUUUGUAUUUUUAUUUUCUUUUGGAAUGCCUACCGGAGUUUUGAAUAGAUAGCAUUUUAUAGCAAGAAAAUAAAAUGUAUAGUGUACUCAAUAAUAUUAUGUAAUUAAGUAUUAAAAGCCAAAUAUAAAGAU